ACCCAACACCCCUCGGUUUCUCCUGUCUUGUGUCAGAGAGGGGAGGUUCUUCCGAAUUUUUUCUUACUUCGAAUUCUGCUCCCCUACGCAAUCUGGGUAUUUGGAUUCGAACUACCUCUCGUUCUUCCGCCAACCUCUAUUACCCCCCGCCUUCCUCCAUUCGUUUGCUGGCCAGAACACCCUCCCCGCAAUAGCCAGCUCCGUCGCCUCACAAUCUAUACCUCCAUCUUCCCCUGCCGCUCCUUUCCACUCCCACCAUGGUUCGUCUGAGGGAAAUCCCCCGGACGGCCACUUUCGCCUGGUCUCCUGGGGCUGCCUCGCCAUUGAUUGCUACUGGUACUCGCGCUGGCGCUGUGGAUGUUGAUUUCUCCAAUCAAACGUGUCUGGAGCUCUGGGACCUCAAUCUGAGCCGCCACGACGCAGGCGGCGAGCUGCAGCCGGUAGCGAAGAUUGACACUGACUCCGGCUUUAACGACCUAGCAUGGACAGACUCCGAGGAUAUCUCCCGCGGAGUCAUUGCGGGUGCUCUGGAGAAUGGAUCCUUGGAUCUGUGGGAUGCGGACAAACUGCUCAGUGGCUCGAGUGAUGCCGUUAUCUCGAGGACCAAUAAACAUUCAGGGGCUAUCAAGGCUCUCCAAUUCAAUCCCAGACACUCCAACUUACUGGCUACCGCCGGUGCCAAGGGCGAGCUGUACAUUUCGGACCUGAACGACAUUGCGAACUCCUCGAGACUCGGGGGCACGGCUGCCCGCGCGGAUGACAUUGAGUGCUUGGAUUGGAACAAGAAGGUCGCACACAUCCUGGUCACUGGUAGCAGUGCAGGUUUCGUUACCGUCUGGGAUGUCAAGACCAAGAAGGAGAGCUUGACGUUGAACAACAUGGGCCGGAAAGCAGUCAGCGCUGUGGCCUGGGACCCGGAAAAGCCCACGAAACUCGUCACGGCCACGCCACUUGAGUCGGACCCCUUGAUCUGUGUCUGGGAUCUGCGUAACUCUCAUGCCCCGGAAAGAGUGCUUCGUGGCCACGAAUCCGGCGUCUUGUCGCUCUCCUGGUGCGCUCAGGACCCCGAUCUGCUCCUUUCGUCUGGAAAGGACAACCGCACGCUUUGCUGGAACCCUCAGACCGGUCACGCCUACGGCGAGUUCCCCGUUGUCACAAACUGGACUUUCCAGACGCGCUGGAACCCUCACAACCCCAACUUCUUCGCCACUGCUUCAUUCGACGGCAAGAUCUCCAUUCAGACCAUCCAGAACACCAGCACCGAAACUGCACAGGCGAUUGCCGACCAGAACCAGGCCCUCGAUGGCGAGGACUUCUUCGCCAAGGCCCAGACUCAGCCUCAGGUCUCCAGUUUCUCCUUGCCCAAGGCUCCCAAGUGGUUGGAACGGCCGUGUGGCGCAACCUUUGGUUUCGGAGGCAGAGUCGUCUCCGUCAACCUGGUUGAGAAGGGCCAGCGUGCUUCCAAGAUCAAGAUCACCCCCUUCGAGGUUGACGAGGCAGUCGGAAAGUCGACCGAAACCUUUGAGAACGCGCUCAAGGAGGGUGAUCUGCGCAAUAUCUGCGAAACUCGGGCUGCCAACGCCACCAGUGAAGAGGAAAAGGCUGACUGGAAGGUCAUUGAGGCCUUGAUCUCGGCCGACCCCCGUAAGGGUCUGAUUGAGUACCUCGGAUUCGCGGACCAGGCUGACGAGGCUGCUGAUAGCUUGGCCAAACUGGGUUUAAACAAGGAGGAUGAGGAAGAGGUUAACGGCGAGGAGCCCAAGGAAUCUCGCGGGUCGGGAGGCAAGAAGCAUCGUCGCCUCCAAUCCGUUUUCGACGCGAGCGGAGACGCGGACAAUUUCCUGUCUGACUUGGCUGCAUCCAAAGGUGCCAAGACCAACAACCCCUUCCACAUCUUUAACGGAGAGGAGACCGAAGCGGACACUGGCAUCACCAGGGCGCUGCUCCUUGGCGACUUCGAGAAGGCCCUUGAUGUCGCACUCAAGGAGGAUCGUCUCUCCGAUGCGUUCAUGAUUGCGAUCUGCGGAGGCCCGAAAUGCAUCGAGAAGGCUCAGGAGCACUACUUCUCCAAGCAGACCAACAGCCCGAACUACGUGCGUUUGCUUGCAUCAAUUGUGGGCAAGAACCUUUGGGACGUUGUCUACAAUGCCGAUUUGUCCAAUUGGAAGGAGGUUAUGGCAGCUCUGUGCACUUUUGCCGACGAGAAAGAGUUUGCAGAUCUCUGUGAUGCUCUGGGUGACCGCUUGGAGGAGGAGCUCCGCAACUCGGAUGACAAGGCUCUUCGCAAGGAUGCUUCUUUCUGUUUCUUGGCCGGUUCCAAGUUGGAGAAGGUUGUCGCCAUCUGGAUUGAGGAGCUGCGUGAGCGUGAGCAGAAUGCCAUUGAGGCCUCGGCUGAUGAUACUGCCUUCUCCAUCCACGUCCGCGCUCUGCAGAGCCUAAUCGAGAAGGUGACCAUUUUCCGCCAAGUCACCAAGUUUCAGGAUACCGAGCGUACCAAGGAAUCGGACUGGAAGCUCAGCACGCUGUACGACAAGUAUAUUGAAUAUGCCGACGUUGUCGCUACGCAUGGACGGCUGCAGGUCGCGCAGAAGUACCUCGAUCUUGUGCCCGAGAAGCACCCCGAAGCCGAAAUUGCGAGAAACCGUAUCCGCUUGGCAACGAGGCAAGCUGCUCCUCAACGGGCUCAGACAGCAAGCAGCGCAGCCGCCAGACCUAAUCUCAACAAGCCUCUUCCUCAGCCUGCUCUGGGCGCAUACCAGCCCACGAGAACCUUCUCUCCCGUGGCGCCUGCUACUGCUCCCAGCCCUUAUGCUCCGGCUGCUCCUGCUGCUGCUCCCUCGAAUCCGUAUGCUCCACCCACUGCUGCGGCUGCUAACCCGUAUGCUCCCCCGGCUGUUGCGCCAGUCAACCCAUACGCUCCCUCGACUGCCGUGGCAUCGGCCCAGCCCACGAAUCCAUAUGCUCCUCCUACCCCGGGCAGUGGCUACAAUCCCGCCGGAUAUAAACCACCACAGGCUCCUACCUAUGGUGCUCAGCCUCUAGGCGGAGGUGUGCCCCCGCCUCCGCGCGCGACCAACCAACCUCCGGCCAACACCAUUACCACGUACACCACAGCAACCAAUCUGCCUGCGUGGAAUGAUCUGCCUGAGGGAUUUGCCAAAGCGCCCACACCCCGUCGUUCUACGCCUGCCACGGCUGCUGCCGCGCCUAUCAGCGCUCCGUUCCCGAAUCAGUCGCCUACCCUUGCGCAAGGUCCUCCUCCUCCAGUUGGAGCCCCUGUCGGCCGGACGCCGUCCGUUCCCCCUCCGCCGAAGGGCGCCGCCCCUCCUCCUAGAGUGAUGUCGCCGCCUUCGGCCGUCCUCACUCCUUCGAUGCCUCCUCCUGCAGCCAACCCUUAUGCAUCACUGCCUCAGUCUCCGCCCUCGGCCAUGGGUGUGCCAGCUUCUAUCCCCCGAGGACCUUCACCUUACAACGCUCCUCCUACAAUGCCGCCGCCUACUAACCGGUACGCCCCGAGCCCCGCUGCUCAAGCCGCCAGCCCCCAGCUUCAAACGCGGGCGCCUGUUCCUCCUCCGCCGCAGGCCGCAGCCUCCCCAUAUGCCCCUCAGCCCGCCCUGCAAUCCUUGGUAGGAAACCAGUACGCUCCUAGUACGCCUCCUUCCAGUGCCCCACCCAUGCAACAGCAUGCGCCACCUCCGCCUCCGGCCGCGGGAUCCCGACCCAGCACCGCAUCUUCGCAGAAGAAGCACGUGCCGGCCGCGCCCAAGUACCCCCCCGGUGACCGGUCUCACAUCCCUGCCGACGCCUUGCCUGUGUACGAGAUCCUCUCGGCCGACAUGCAACGGGUGAAAUCGCGGGCCCCAUCCUCGUUCAAGGCGCAGGUUGACGAUGCGGAACGCCGACUGAACCUCCUGUUCGAUCACCUCAACAACGAGGACCUGCUCACGCCUAGCACGGUAGCGGACAUGGUACAGUUGGCUCACGCCAUUCAAGCGCGCGACUAUGAGACCGCGCGCGCUAUUCACGUGAACAUCAUGACCAACCGAACGGAUGAGUGUGGCAACUGGAUGGUUGGUGUGAAACGUCUGAUCAGCAUGAGCAAAGCCACGCCGUAAAGGUUGAGUAUGUGACGAUCAUGAAUUGUAUGUACAAGGCAAAACUUUUAUAAUUGUUUGACUGUACUGGACGUUUGUCCCCGAAGUCGGUCGAACGGUGGUUGGCCGGCGGUGAGGUAUUCUUUCUACUAUUCUCGCUGUUAAUGUUAGUAUUAUGUUUAUCUCGAUGGAAGUAGAGUAGUAGAUAUGUUUUGUCUUUGCUUAACGAAGUUUGAUGUAGACCAUAACCUUUUAAUUGUGUUUUGCUUCUGUUACAUAGUGAAAUUGGAUGGACA
Messenger RNA from Aspergillus saccharolyticus JOP 1030-1, 4390 nucleotides. It is a transcript of the gene sec31, whose product is annotated as putative protein transport protein (SEC31). The record is from RefSeq and is a predicted model, not a curated record. Gene Ontology annotation, biological process: intracellular protein transport; COPII-coated vesicle cargo loading; endoplasmic reticulum to Golgi vesicle-mediated transport. The transcript has 7 exons. NCBI's taxonomy places the organism in Eukaryota, Fungi, Ascomycota, Eurotiomycetes, Eurotiales, Aspergillaceae. Gene Ontology annotation, molecular function: structural molecule activity; protein binding. The coding region runs from base 258 to 4115 and encodes 1285 amino acids. Gene Ontology annotation, cellular component: endoplasmic reticulum exit site; COPII vesicle coat.